Messenger RNA from Frankliniella occidentalis (western flower thrips), 3821 nucleotides. RefSeq names its product ankyrin repeat domain-containing protein 12. The record is from RefSeq and is a predicted model, not a curated record. The coding region runs from base 192 to 3119 and encodes 975 amino acids. Lineage: Eukaryota; Metazoa; Arthropoda; Insecta; Thysanoptera; Thripidae. Gene Ontology annotation, molecular function: protein binding. The transcript has 11 exons. Gene Ontology annotation, cellular component: nucleoplasm.
GGUGUGCGUCCUCGCCCUGUCGUAUGAAGUGGAUUGGUUUACAAAAUUCGAGUUGACCUUAACAUUUGCUCGCUGACUGAGUUCUUCUGUGCUUAAAGCUUUAAGCGCUCAAGCUUUGACAAUGGUAGUAUUUUAUCGACAUCUAACUGUAGCCAUUUCAUGGCUCCGUUCAGCAAGGUGAUGAGUUCAAAAUGCCCGGCUCUACAGCUCGUGCAAAGAUCUCCAAGGGUAUACGGGGAGCUACUGCUCCUGUGUCUGAACGUCAGCAACUGGCACUCCUGAUGCAGAUGACAUCCGAUGACAACCAAGGACCGGGGCCGGGACAGGCGGCGACCUCGGGGGACGCGGCGGCCCACGGAGUGGGCGGCGGCUCGGGGGCCGCGACGGGCCCGGGGCCGACGGUGGCGGCCACCAGCCCCGCCGCCAACCCCUCGCCGUCGAGGUCCAAGGCCCGCAACGAGCGCGGGGAGACGCCCCUGCACCUGGCCGCCAUCAAGGGGGACCUGAGCCAGGUGCGUCGGCUCCUGGAGGCCGGCUCGGACCCUAACGUGGCUGACUUCGCAGGCUGGACGCCCCUGCACGAGGCGAGCAACCACGGCUGGCUGCGGGUGGCCGGCGCGCUGCUCCGCGCGGGCGCGCACGUCAACGUCAAGGGCUGGGACGACGACACGCCCCUCCACGACGCCGCCGUCAACGGCCACUUCAAGCUGGUGCGCCUGCUGAUGCGCCACGGAGCCGACCCCCACCUUCGGAACGUCCGCGGCAAGACCCCACUGGACGUGGCCCGCCAGGACGUCGUCUUCCUCAUGACCGACACCAACCCCUUCUCGAGCGACUCCGACUCGGACCUCCUGCGCUCGGACGAGGACGACGCGGAAGGCGCCGCGGACCGCUCGGACCGGGCGACAGACGGCAGCACGACGUCCGUGUCGAGGGGCGCGGCCAGGGCGCUGGUCCUGCCCAGGACGCCGCCGACCCGGAGGAACAGCACCGCGUCCGGCGCCGCGUCGGCUCGGGGAGCCCCCGCUGAGAUGCGGAGGGCACCACCUCAGAACAAAGCUGUUGAGAAGCCUGCCUCUCCUCGCGUAACCCUUAGGCUUCAUCACUUAAAAACAAGGGAUGACAGAAAAGCUGCUAGUAAGCCAACAGAGCGAGAAUCUCUUUCUAACAACAGAUCUCAGCUGAGUGGGAAUAUGGAAGGGAAAGGUAGCGGUGAAGACGUGUAUGAAUUUAAAAGCAGCAAAGAGGCCACUCCUGUUCGAGGUGCGAGUGCGUCACCAGAACCCUCCAGCAAGAUGAAUGAAUCCACCAAUCCAAGUGACAACAAAGAACGUGAUUCUAAACCCGAUGCUGCUGGUGAGCCUCCACACGCUGGUGGAAAAAGAAAUGCCACAGAAAUGGUGGAUGGGGAUGAAGGUGAUGAAGAAACUAGAAGAAAGAAAAGGAAAGAAACCGAAAAUCCUUCAAAAGAAAAUACCAGGAACUCAACACCUAGUAGAUCUGCCAAUGGGAGAAAUGGAAGCGCUAAUAGUGAUAAAAGCAAGCCAGUACCAGGCAAAGUUUCAAGUAACUUAGCUGGGAAACCAAACUCAAACCAGGAAAAAAACCCUGAACUUAAAAGUGGAACAUCCUCAGGUUCCAACAGUCCCAAGCCUACAACAUCAGGGAGUGCUGUGUCAUCUUCUGGCAGUAAAUCUGUUGAGGGUGAUUCAGAAGAUACUUUGGGAGGGAAAGGUGGGAGUGAAACUAUUGGUCCCAAAGUACCUCCCUUAAAGAUUGUGAUACCUCAGCAAAGUGCAGCGUUAGAACCUGAGCCCGGUACCAGAGUUGGGAAGAAUGGAAAUUCAAGACAUCAUCAAGCUUUACCUUAUGUUGUAGCAUCUUCUAAUAGUAAUGAUUCUGUGCCUGAAAAGGAAGGUGGAGGAUCUGGCUCAGCGAGCCCUACUGACUCUCUUGAUAAAAAGGAUAGUACUUUAACGGAGGAUCAACGUAGUGCACUUAAUCACCAACGGGUUCUUAGAAGUUCAAAUAGGUCUGGCAACGGAGGUGCCAAUCCUUCUGGUAGCAGAAGCUCAUCGCCUACUGCUGGGUCGGUUGGUGGUGAAGAUACAUCGCCUCAACAAUCAAGGCAGCAAUCACCUGCUCCAGUUGAAAAUGCUGCCUCUAGUGUGCCUGAAACAACAUCUGCUCCUUCCCCUGGGAAGUCCUCAACAACGUCCAUAGCACCAGCAAAUGUGGUUGCUGAUGAAAAGCCAGGGCAAACAGAAGCUAGUACUCUUCCACCUCAGUCUACCCCAACUCCUGCAACACAGACGUCCUCUAUGGAAUUACAUCCACGAAAACGAAAGUUAAAACCUCAUCGUGAGCAACCUCCUGCACCUGCUCCUAGCACUGGCAACAGUGAGAGCACUGAGCCACCUUACACAUCAACUGAAGUACAUCCUCAUGAACAGCCUAUAACAAAUUGCUACCAACUAUUUUUGAAUAUUAGAAAACAGAUUGAACGAAGACGGAAAAACCUCUUUCCUGUCCAGCCUAAACCGCCACAGGGUUUCAAAGACUAUCUGAUGAACAGAUGCACUUAUGUUCUAACAAGUAAUGCUUCAACACGUAUUGCAGCACCAAACUCCCCACCAGCUUCAUUGAUUGGAGGUUUAAGAGACUUGUUUGUUGAUCAAGAAAAAGAAAGGCAAAAGUUAAAAAUGCAGCAUAUAAUUGAAAAAGAAAAAUUAGUUCUUUCAGUUGAACAAGAAAUUUUAAGAGUUCAUGGCAGGGCUGCACGAGCUUUAGCAAAUCAAGCUUUACCUUUCUCAGCCUGCUCUAUACUUAAAGAUGAGGAGGUUUAUAAUGUUAUCACCCCAGAACAAGAAGAAAAAGAUAGGAAUGCCAGAUCCCGUUACAAUGGCCGACUUUUCCUAAGCUGGCUGCAAGAUGUUGAUGACAAAUGGGAGAAAAUCAAGGAAUCAAUGCUGCUGAGGCACCACAAUGAAGCGGAAUCCCUGCAUGCUGUCCAACGAAUGGAUUGGGAUUGGAAGAUGAAGGAAGUGGGGCCCUGUGAAGAUUGUCCUCCUGUCCCCAUGGUCCAUGUCAGUGAUGAUUUUGAUCUUCUACCUGCCUGAGAGAGACCCUCCUGCUGCUUUCACUCAUAAACCUGUAGGGCUGUUUGACAAAUCAUCCCCUCAAGCCAAAGUUUAACCAAUCAAUAUUUGGUUGCCCUUAGCAAGUAAUACUCCACCUACUCCAUUUAACUUUUAAAAACUGGAAAAGUUGAGCCAAAUUUGAAAUGUAUUUUAUUUAUUUUCUUGAUCCUUUCGUUUGAAUUGAAACUUCUUACAUUGUUGGGAACAACAUAUAUAUUUGUGUGCAAGUUUCCCAGGUGGCUUUUGGGGUAAUUUUUUAUGACAUUACUUUCAUUGUCAAAAUCUUUUUUUCCCAAUGAAACUCAGCAAUUGCUUCUUAAGUGUAAUAGAAAUGUCAAACAAGGUGAGGUACAUAUCAGUGAACUGCAGCAGUGAGGUUAAAUAAACUGCUUGUGUUAAAAGCACAAGUGUAAUUUGUGAUACAUCUAGCCAGGUUUUAAUUUGAAUUUCAUUUUUAAAAAAAGCUGUUAUGCGUGAUCUCAAAAUGACAGUGUACAGUUGCAUACAGCUGCAAUUUUAGAGAAAUAGAAAGAACUUAAACAAACAAAAAAAGAAAUAAACCUGUGUUGCUCAUUUUGUGUGAUGUUUUAUAAUUAAGACUAUGUACAUGUUACUUUUAUAAAUGUGUACAAAUAUUUAGAUUGUAUAUUCUUCAAUAAAGCUCUAAUAUUUGUUAUUUAA